GAGAGCAUCAGCACCAUUAUCACUGAACGUCAGCAGCAGCUGGUUGCAGUGUCGUGUGAGAUCUCAAAUCUGGAAACAGUCAUGGACGAUAUCAAAAAUUUACGCCAGCAACUCGUCGAACGGAAGGAAAACAUUAUUCAGUCCAUGACUUUUCACAAGGGACUCAGAUCGGCUCUGUGGCGCUUGCCCGCUGAAGUCUUAAGCCAAAUUUUUCAUUACUAUCUUCCAGAAGACAAAUACUUGUCACCCGAAUCGAAGCUGGCCCCCACGUUGUUGACCAGAAUAUGCCGGCCAUGGAGAGACGUUGCUGUUGAUAUGCCCAGUUUAUGGUGCAGGUUGCAUGUUAAAUUCAACCAAGCAGUUUUCCACUAUGACUCCUGGCUCAAGCGAUCACGAGGACGUCCGCUCUCAAUAGCACUGGAGCGCUACGACUCAACUGCGCUCUUAGGAGACCUUCUUCAGCCUUACAUGGAUCAAAUCUCAUUUCUCUCCAUACAUUUUUCCUGCAAAGUGGGCAAACCACAACUUUUCAUAAAAGACAUGCCAGCACUUCGAGAGCUGGUCAUACGGAGGAUGGAUGAACGUGACAUUCUGACUAUAGCGGAAUGUAUCUCGCAACCCCCGUCUACAAUGCAUGUUCUCGAUAUCAUGUACGCGCCGUUUGACAUCAAUCUUCUAUCUUCUCUCGAUCCCGUAUGGGCCCACCUGACACAGGUCAAGAUCAGCUUUUGUCGUCAGGAUGCAUUUCUCCAUUUGCUCCGUUCAUGCCCCAACCUUUUCUCGUUGACGGUU
Suillus fuscotomentosus is the source of this 792-nucleotide messenger RNA. RefSeq lists its product as uncharacterized. The annotation marks the transcript as partial. Lineage: Eukaryota; Fungi; Basidiomycota; Agaricomycetes; Boletales; Suillaceae. Gene Ontology annotation, molecular function: protein binding. The transcript is spliced from 2 exons. The record is from RefSeq and is a predicted model, not a curated record.